UUUCCAAAUGUCAUGACAACGUGACAGCUCACACUGUUCCAUCGAAUCUAAAGUUCAAGGUAGUGUAGACAGGUUGUCUUUGGUUCACUGCUCUCUAUCAGUCAUCUCCACAGCUGGUGGCCGGUCUGUUUGUCUGAACGGAGGACUUUAAACUCAAAGAUCAGAGACCAUGGGAGAGUGGGGUUUUCUGUCCUCUCUGCUGGACAAGGUCCAGUCCCACUCCACCGUCAUCGGGAAGGUCUGGCUCAGCGUGCUGUUUAUCUUCAGGAUCAUGAUCCUCGGAGCUGGAGCAGAGAAGGUGUGGGGUGAUGAACAGUCCAAUAUGAUUUGCAACACCAAACAGCCCGGUUGCAAGAACGUCUGCUAUGACCAAGCCUUCCCGAUAUCACACAUUCGAUUCUGGGUCCUCCAGAUUAUCUUCGUGUCAACGCCGACGCUGAUCUACCUCGGUCACGUCCUCCACGUUAUCAGCAAAGAAGAUAAGAUUAGAGACAAGGAGAUCCGCUCUCGGAGAGGAACCCUCAAAAUUCCAAAGUACUCGGACAAACAAGGUCACGUCGAGAUUAAAGGCGACCUGCUGGGAAACUACAUGACCUCCAUAUGUUUCAGAAUCCUUCUGGAGGUAGGGUUCAUUGUGGGGCAGUAUUAUCUGUACGGGUUCAUCAUGAACCCAAGAGUCGUCUGCACCCGAGCCCCCUGUCCCUUCACUGUAGAGUGCUACAUGUCUCGACCCACAGAGAAGACCAUCUUCAUCAUCUUCAUGCUUGUAGUGUCCUGCAUCUCUCUUCUACUCAACGUAGUGGAGAUCUUCUACCUGGCGUGUUCUCGCUCAUCCAGGCGAAGGUUGAAAACAGUGCCGACUGCUGCCAUUGCUCUUCACCCGCGUGUAAACGGCGGCAGUCUGAUGAAAAGUGAGAAGCUUAGCCUCCAUGAUGCCAGCCAGAGCACAGCCUGAAGAAUGUCAUUUAGAGCCAAUGUGUAAAAUAUAAACAUAGUUCCAGAGAAAACAGGAGGGCAAAUAAAAACAUGACUGAAAUGAGAC
Molecule: messenger RNA, 1042 nt
Organism: Sebastes umbrosus (honeycomb rockfish)
Lineage: Eukaryota; Metazoa; Chordata; Actinopteri; Perciformes; Sebastidae
Product: gap junction Cx32.2 protein-like
Exons: 3
Coding region: 170-955 (261 amino acids)
Biological process (GO): cell communication
Cellular component (GO): connexin complex
Source: RefSeq, a predicted model, not a curated record